AUGUCUGACAACCCUGAGAUGAAAAAACAUGGUACGAGCAAGGAGAUUGUGGAGUCGGUUACUGACGCCACCUCAAAGGCCAUUGAUAAACUGCAAGAAGAACUCCACAAGGACGCCAGUGAAUCUGCUACACCGGUAACCAAUGAAAACACUGCUGCCACAAAGGAGAGCAGGAAAUACAACUUUUUCAUUAGAACUGUCUGGACGUUUGUUAUGAUCAGUGGUUUUUUCAUCACCUUAGCAUCAGGCCAUGCAUGGUGUAUAGUGCUGAUUUUGGGCUGCCAAAUUGCUACUUUUAAAGAGUGCAUUGCUGUAACUAGUGCAUCUGGUCGCGAAAAGAAUUUGCCACUAACAAAGACGUUAAACUGGUAUCUUCUCUUUACGACAAUUUAUUAUCUAGAUGGGAAGUCACUAUUCAAGUUCUUUCAAACUACUUUUUACGAGUAUCCCGUAUUGAAUUUCAUCGUAACAAACCACAAGUUCAUCUGCUAUUGUCUCUAUCUAAUGGGAUUUGUUUUGUUCGUUUGUAGUUUAAGGAAGGGAUUUUUGAAAUUCCAGUUCGGAUCAUUAUGCGUUACUCAUAUGGUCCUUCUUCUGGUGGUAUUUCAAGCACAUUUGAUCAUUAAAAACGUGCUCAACGGGCUAUUCUGGUUCUUAUUACCAUGUGGAUUGGUCAUUGUUAAUGAUAUCUUCGCCUAUCUGUGCGGCAUUACAUUCGGUAAGACUAAACUAAUAGAAAUCUCUCCUAAGAAAACUUUAGAAGGUUUCCUUGGUGCCUGGUUUUUUACUGCUUUGGCAAGUAUUAUAUUAACAAGGAUUCUGAGCCCUUAUACUUACUUGACAUGCCCUGUGGAAGACCUCCAUACAAAUUUUUUUUCCAACUUGACGUGUGAACUAAAUCCAGUUUUCCUUCCACAAGUUUACAGGCUUCCACCUAUCUUUUUCGAUAAAGUUGAAAUCAAUUCUAUCACAGUAAAACCAAUUUAUUUCCAUGCUUUAAACCUAGCUACCUUUGCAUCAUUAUUUGCGCCAUUUGGAGGCUUUUUCGCAUCUGGUUUAAAGAGGACUUUUAAAGUUAAAGAUUUUGGCCACUCCAUUCCAGGUCACGGUGGUAUCACAGACAGGGUUGAUUGCCAAUUUAUAAUGGGUUCUUUUGCCAAUUUGUACUAUGAAACAUUCAUCAGCGAACACAGAAUAACAGUAGAUACAGUUCUGUCCACCAUUUUAAUGAACCUGAACGACAAGCAGAUUAUAGAAUUAAUUGAUAUCUUGAUUAGAUUUCUAUCUAAAAAAGGUAUAAUAUCAGCAAAGAAUUUUGAAAAGUUGGCUGAUAUCUUUAACGUCACUAAGAAAUCAUUGACCAAUCACUCUUGA
Saccharomyces paradoxus is the source of this 1374-nucleotide messenger RNA. It is a transcript of the gene CDS1, whose product is annotated as phosphatidate cytidylyltransferase. Gene Ontology annotation, molecular function: phosphatidate cytidylyltransferase activity. The transcript has a single exon. Gene Ontology annotation, cellular component: endoplasmic reticulum membrane. The record is from RefSeq and is a predicted model, not a curated record. The coding region runs from base 1 to 1374 and encodes 457 amino acids. Lineage: Eukaryota; Fungi; Ascomycota; Saccharomycetes; Saccharomycetales; Saccharomycetaceae.